This is a messenger RNA of Styela clava, 1937 nucleotides long. RefSeq names its product COP9 signalosome complex subunit 2-like. NCBI's taxonomy places the organism in Eukaryota, Metazoa, Chordata, Ascidiacea, Stolidobranchia, Styelidae. The record is from RefSeq and is a predicted model, not a curated record.
UUUUAUGUGUGCUCUUAUAAUUACUGUAUAUAUUGUAUUGUAGAUUGUGCAUAGGUAAUAUAACAAAUAUGAAACAUGUCUGACAGCAUAGAAGAUGAUGAAGAUUUUAUGUGUGAUGAUGAUGUGGAAUAUGACUUGGAAUACUCUGAAGACAGCAACUCUGAACCAGAUGUAGAUUUAGAAAAUCAAUAUUAUAAUUCUAAAGCAUUGAAAGAAGAAGAUCCCAGACUUGCUUUGGAAAGUUUUCAAAGGGUUUUGGAUUUGGAAGAAGAGAAAGGAGAAUGGGGAUUCAAAGCUUUAAAACAAAUGACAAAGAUUAAUUUCAAGUUAAAUAACUAUGGUGAAAUGAUGAAAACUUAUAAAGAAUUACUAACUUAUAUUAAGAGUGCUGUGACAAGAAAUUACUCAGAAAAAUCAAUAAAUUCAAUACUUGACUAUAUUUCUACAUCAAAACAGAUGGAUUUGCUACAAAAUUUUUAUGAAACGACGCUUGAUGCAUUAAAAGACGCUAAAAACGACAGACUAUGGUUCAAAACAAACACGAAACUAGGAAAGUUAUAUUUUGAUAGAGAAGAAUUUUUAAAACUAUCAAAAAUAUUAAGACAACUUCAUCUAUCUUGCAUGACACAGGAUGGCGAAGAUGACUUAAAGAAAGGUACUCAACUUUUGGAAGUUUAUGCAUUAGAAAUUCAAAUGUACACUGCUCAAAAAAACAAUAAAAAAUUGAAAAGACUUUAUGAACAAUCACUCCAUAUCAAAUCAGCAAUUCCUCAUCCACUGAUUAUGGGAGUCAUCCGAGAAUGUGGAGGGAAGAUGCAUCUCCGAGAAGGAGAAUAUGAUAAAGCGCACACUGAUUUCUUUGAAGCAUUCAAAAAUUACGAUGAAUCAGGAAGUCCGAGGCGGACCACUUGUUUAAAAUAUCUUGUUCUUGCAAAUAUGUUGAUGAAAUCAGGAAUUAAUCCGUUCGAUUCUCAAGAAGCAAAACCAUAUAAAAACGAUCCUGAUAUUCUGGCAAUGACUAAUUUAGUCACUGCAUAUCAAAACAACGAUAUUACUGAAUUUGAAAAAAUUGUAGCAGCAAAUCGAGCAAGUAUCAUGGAUGAUCCUUUCAUCAAAGAACACAUCGAAGAUUUAUUACGAAAUAUUCGAACUCAAGUUCUAUGCAAACUCAUACGACCUUAUACUCGUAUUCAGAUACCUUUUAUAUCACAGGAACUUAAAAUUCGACCAGAAGAAGUUGAAAGUUUGUUAGUCAGCUGUAUUCUUGAUGGAACAAUCAAAGGUCGUAUCAAUCAGAUUGAACAGGUUUUGGUGAUUGAUGAACAUCGCACAACCAGAGGGGAAGCGAGGUACAACGCACUUGAUCAAUGGACUCGACAAUUAGGUUCUUUACAUGAAAUAAUCAUAAACAAAUUGAGUUAAAAAUUUAUUUAAAAAGAUUGGUUAAUUUUACAUCUUCAAUUUCACUGGACUGUGCAUCGGUGAUGUUUCUCCAACUAUGACGCAGGGUUGCGUGGAUGACACACAGCUUGAUUAAACAAUCCAUUGUGACUAUUAUCUGGUAUGGCUAUCGAUUGAAUAACUGUUAUCACACUUGUGAUGUUUGGCCAUCUGCUUAUUAUGGCAAUCUUGAGAUGGCUAUGCGGUUAUGAGUAGGCUUUGAUGCCUUGUGUAACCAACAAGAUUUCAGGUUGAAAAACAUGUAGCAAAUCAUUUGGGAGGAGGAAAAUAAGGAUCUUAGCAUUCCUGCAUAGGAGUGUCCAUGACGCUGUUAAAAUUUAAAGUUAAUUUAUUUACUGUGGUAAACAAAACAGUUCAGUAAUGUUGUUGUUCCAUGCAUUACCAUUUUUGAUGCCAUGUGUUAAGUUCAACCCUAGACAGUUACAGGCACUUUACGAUAUUGUUAUGUAUGGUAAUAAAUUUUGCUAUUUCGAACA